Molecule: messenger RNA, 1370 nt
Organism: Vitrella brassicaformis
Lineage: Eukaryota; Vitrellaceae
Source: the annotation of a GenBank genome assembly
AUGUGGUUCGACAAGGAUAACCGACUGAACGGCGACUUCAUCACGCUCCAGCAGUUCCCAGGGACCACCAGCUUCGACGACUUGAAGGUCGUGGCACCUGAGACCGUCGCAGAGGUGCCCAUCCAGAUCCCCUUGCCGAGCUUCCAAUCGAGGUUUGAGGGCUGCCCCCCUGGCACGUUUAACAACGGUACGUACAGCUGAGAAGUGUCGACUCUUCUGUUAUAGCUGCAGAUAGAAACACACUGUAUCGACGGCUCGUGUCUCCCCUUGGUUUGUCAUCUGUCGGUCUGCUUGCAGGGUUGGAGUGCCAAAACUGCUCGGCCAACACCUUCAACGACCGCAUGAAUGUCUCAGCGUGUGACUCGUGUCCCGCGGGGUCGGUCCAGCCCGCAGCGGCGGAGACGGCAUGCGAGUGCGCGAUAGGCUUCUACAGAGUAUACAGAGAGGGCUCGGCGAACUACACGGCCUGCCGAGCCCGCUCGACGACCAACACCACAGGAGCGACGUCCAUCCACCACUGCGAGUGCGAAGCGGGAUUCUACCUUCUGGCCGGGAGUAAGUACUGCCAGCCAAAGUAAGUACUCCCACGUGGCGAGACAUUGUAUGUGUGGUUGAGCACUAAGGGCCAUCUAUCUGUGUGUGCCUAGUGACGAGUCGUCCGCUCGUUCCUCAGCCAUGCUGCUCCCGUUGGUGCUGCUCCUGCCGUGUCUCGCCAUGCUCCUCCCUGCAGCGCAAGGGGUGGUCCACUGAUCAACUGAAGCGCACAAGCUUGACAGCAGGGGAAGGAGAGGGAGAGGGAGAUUGGGUGUGUGUACAAAGGCAUAGGUACACAGACAGAUGAAAGUGUGGCUGACUGACCGCUCAUGCAUAGGCACACGAACCGUGGUCCCUCGCAUGCCGGCCCAUCUGCCUGUUCUGACUGCAUUUAUUUAUGGAUUGUGUGUGGAUGUGGGUCUUUAUCUCGACCCUCUUGUGUGUCUGUCUGUCUGCUGAGUAGAUAACAGUGGUCUAAUUAGUACGGUAGACAUGGGUAGGGACCGGCACGCGGGUAGACAGACAGCGUGUUGCCACCGGUUGUAGCGAAUGUGUGAGGCCACCAAUAGCGUGGCCUGGAUGUAUUUUUCGUCCCUGUCUGUCGGUGUGCGUACUGGACAUAUCCAUCCAGGUGCGUGUUGGCCAACCAAUUCAUCCCCCGGUGGAUGCUUUUUGCGCACGUGUGUGUGGAUGGACGGACCAGCUACCGCUAGGCCGCUGUGUGUGUGUUGUGCAAGUGCCUGCGUUCAUGGCUGCCGGCUGUCCUGGGAAUCGGUUCUGUCUCGGAUGUAUGAGCGCCAUGUGUGACGGUGUGUGUGGCAAUUAAUUAUCUGCUG